CGCAAGCGUGUCGGGGUCACGUGAUACCGAACGCCGUUGCUAGGUGACGUCUUCUUACCAGUGUUGGAAAGAGUUUUCUUCAUCUGAAAUUAUGCCUUUGUUAGUGAAAGAUUAUACAUGGACUCAAACCCCUUCUUUAUUGUACAUAACCGUUCCCCUAAAGGGAGUUGGACCCGGAAAAGUUGACAUACUGUGUUCGGAAAACUAUUUGAAGGUUAAUUUCCCACCAUUUUUAUUUGAAGUCUUUCUGUGUGCUCCCAUAGAUGAUACAAAAAGCAGUGCAAAAGUUGGAAAUGGUGUAGUUGUUUUCACAUUGUAUAAGAAAGAGUUGGAACUCUGGAAGAGUCUUUCAUUAACUGAUGCAGACAAAGAGAAAAUGCAAAGAAUAAGAGAACAGGCUGUAAUAAAAGCUCAAGAGAAAGCUAAAGCUGAGAAAGAAGCAAAAGCUGUUCAGAAACGGGACAAUGAGAAAUAUGCAUUACAGAAGACAAUGAAGAUUGAAGAGGAAGAGAGGAAAAGAAUUGAAGAUCUUAAAGAACAAGAAAGAAAAAGAGCCACUGAGGAGCUGGAGCAGUGGAAGAAAGUACAGAGCCAAGCAGCUGAGAUGCAGAUGGCAAGGAAAGAACAGCAGCUACAAAAGGAAAUGCAAAACAAAGAGAAUAAAACAACAAAUGAGGAAAGGCAGGCUAACCUCUCAAAAUCACUUCCAGGAAGUCUACAACAGUCAGCUACAGGUCACAGAGGAAACAAGAUUCAGGAGAAACUGAAAGAAAAAACAUUGCCAGCUCCUCGAUCAAGUAAAUGUCUUCAGAUCCAGUUUACUCCAAGGGUAUUCCCCACAGCUCUCAGGGAAUCUCGAGUUGCAGAAGAGGAGGAGUGGUUGCAAAAACAAGCAGAUGCCCGCCGAGCAAUGAAUGCUGAUAUUCCUGAGUUAAAAGACCUCAAAGAAGGAGAGAGAAAUCCAGAAUGGCUGAAAGAAAAGGGAAAUAAGCUUUUUGCAACUGGAAACUAUCUUGCAGCGAUUAAUGCCUAUAAUCUGGCUAUUCGAUUAAAUAACAAGAUUCCGGCCUUGUAUCUGAAUCGAUGUGCCUGCCACCUUAAAUUAAGAAAUUUACACAAAACUAUUGAAGACUCUUCUAAGGCAUUAGAACUCCUGGUACCACCUGUUCCAGAUAAUGCAAAAGCUAGAUUGAAAGCACAUGUCAGACGUGGGACUGCAUUUUGUGAGCUGGAGUUAUAUGUAGAAGGUCUCCAAGAUUAUGAAGCUGCAUUGAAGAUUGACCCAUAUAAUCUGGAUGUAAAGGCAGAUGCAGAGAAAAUUCGCCAGAGAAUUCAAGGAAGUGAGCCAUAACACCACAAAAUGUCCAUAUUCAUUAAUUUUUUAGUAUGAACUGUGCAAAAGAAUUUAUGUUUUGAACGCCUUACAGCUAAUGUGUCUGAGCAUUUUAGCAUCUCUAAUGCAAAACAAGCAAAAUAAAGGUGCAGACUCUUUUUUUUCCCUUCUAAGUAGGACAAUGUAGUGACUGAUUUUCAUUGUCAUGUCUAACCACAAGAGAUCAUCUACAAUUCCACAGUCUUUCAGUUUCCUGCAUUGUCAAAAUAAACUCAUUUGUCACAUAAAGAUGUCUUUGCAAGUGAAUGUGUGUUUAGCAAUAUUUUAUUGUGAAGUGGUCUCAUAGUUGGUUGGAAGUAGGUAUACAGUUGGUAGUCGAGGAAAAGACCAUUUGUGAUUAUCAAAGUAAAACCUGAUCAAAACGAUUGAGCAGUACAUUUCUAAGCUGUGUCUGUCAUGGUAAAAUUGAUGAUUUUACAGUUAUACUAUAAAAUACCGGUUUGUGAACCUUGCA
Molecule: messenger RNA, 1847 nt
Organism: Protopterus annectens (West African lungfish)
Lineage: Eukaryota; Metazoa; Chordata; Ceratodontiformes; Protopteridae
Gene: DNAAF4
Product: dynein axonemal assembly factor 4
Exons: 9
Coding region: 92-1351 (419 amino acids)
Biological process (GO): cilium movement; inner dynein arm assembly; outer dynein arm assembly
Molecular function (GO): nuclear estrogen receptor binding
Source: RefSeq, a predicted model, not a curated record